Messenger RNA from Ictalurus punctatus (channel catfish), 2932 nucleotides. It is a transcript of the gene slc35e1, whose product is annotated as solute carrier family 35 member E1. Gene Ontology annotation, molecular function: antiporter activity. Bases 72 to 1196 code for a protein of 374 amino acids. The transcript has 6 exons. Lineage: Eukaryota; Metazoa; Chordata; Actinopteri; Siluriformes; Ictaluridae. Gene Ontology annotation, cellular component: Golgi apparatus. The record is from RefSeq and is a predicted model, not a curated record.
UUAGGAAGUUGGAGCUCCACGUAAGAAGCUCGUCGCAGUCGCAGCAGCAGCGCCGACACUCGGGCAGGAAGAUGGCGGCGGUGGAGCGUCCGCCUGUGAAGGAGGCGGUGCGGAUCGCGCUGCUGUGUACAUGCUGGUACACGGUCAGCUCCGGCGGCAACGUUAUCAAUAAAAUCAUCCUGAACGGAUUCCCGUAUCCUGUCACCGUUUCGCUUUUCCACAUCUUCUCCAUCGUGUUGUUUCUUCCGCCGCUGCUGCGCGCUUGGGGCGUCCCGAAAUCUGAAGUCCCGGCCACUUAUUACCGCUGGUACAUUCUUCCCUUGGCGUUUGGUAAAUAUUUCUCUUCCGUGUCGGCUCACUUCAGUAUAUGGAAGGUUCCCGUGUCCUACGCUCACACGAUAAAAGCCACCAUGCCAAUAUGGGUCGUGCUGUUAUCACGGAUAAUUAUGAAGGAGAAGCAAACCACAAAGGUCUAUGUUUCUCUUGUACCGAUCAUAGGCGGUGUCCUGUUGGCUACGGUGACUGAGCUCUCAUUUGAUCUGUCAGGAUUAAUCAGUGCUCUCGCAGCUACACUUUGCUUCUCUUUACAAAACAUAUUCUCUAAAAAGGUUUUGCGUGACACGAGGAUACACCACCUCCAUCUGCUCAACACUCUUGGCUUCAAUGCAGUUUUGUUCAUGCUGCCAACGUGGAUUUUAGUUGACCUGUCUUCGUUUCUGGUCGAUGGAGACUUUACAGAGAUUUCCAAUUGGAGUGGAACAUUGGUGCUGCUCAUCAUCAGUGGCUUCUGCAACUUUGCACAGAACAUGAUUGCCUUUAGUGUGUUAAACAUAGUCAGUCCUCUCAGCUAUGCGGUUGCUAAUGCUACGAAGAGGAUCAUGGUAAUCAGUAUAUCAUUACUGAUGCUGAGAAACCCUGUUAACUUGUCCAACAUCUUGGGGAUGAUGACUGCCAUCCUGGGUGUCUUUCUGUAUAACAAGGCGAAAUAUGAUGCAAACCAAGACGCAAAGAAGAAACUGCUGCCAGUCUCUUCACAGGACACGAUUUCAUUUGACAAGCCCCAGUCUAAUGGCUCCCUGUCCUUGAAACAAGGCUCAGAAUUUCAGUACGGCCGGACCAACGUGCUCAGCGACCACUUUCAGUACAGCAGGCAGGCCUACACAACGAACUAUGCCUCCAACCAAUAUGUCGUCUAAGUGGAGAAACUGAUGAAUGAACCUGUUUACUGUAAAAGGACACUGUAUUUAGUGUGGAACUUGCUUUUUCUGUGCCAGAUCCUCCUAUUUAUUUCACUUUUUUUUUUUUUUUUUUUUUUUUUUUCCUCUCAGUAGUUUACAAAAAUUCUCACAAAUUGAGUUUGCAAAUCGAUAUAUUAGCCUUGGUGUAAUACAUUUUAUAGGCUAAACAUAAUACUGUUCACCAUUCUAGUACUGUCUAUGAAUUGAAGGUGUUAACGGUUGCUCUCAAAAUUCUUUGAAACAGGAAAGGCCUUAGCCAUAGGAACUGCUACACACUGGGAAAACAUGCAUUAUCACUGUCCGUAAAGGACGAUUUGCUAAAUUCCGAAAAUUGGAAUACUGCUUCUAUCUGUAAAUAUUUUCAUGUAUUUAUUUUUGUAGAAGUUCUGAGUGAGGCAUAUCAUGGAGUCUUUGAAUGUGUAAAGCCUGUUAAAGGCAUGCUCUUGUUAUAGUCGGUACAUUCUUGGUCAUCAGUGUUUUGCGAGCCAGUUCUAAUCAUUAUAUGGACCCAUAGUAAUUAGUUUUAUUUGUGUUUAAAUUUUUAUUCGGAAUUUCAUGGGUGAUUUUUUUUUUUUUUUUUUUUUUAAUGAGGUUUUUUGUUUUUAAAUGGUGAGUUGAGCUUUGUAAGUUGAAUAUGUGCACUUAUUUGGUAGAAAGUUGCAAUACAAUUUUACAAUCUUCAUUGUUUAAAACUGGUCAGAAUUCGUUAUUUUUGGAAUGGGCAGAUCAGUGGGUCUGAUGCAUAGAUCAGUGAUGCAUAGAUUAGGGGGUCUGAUACACAAGUAUUAAACUCAUUCCCAGCAUCAAUUUUUUUAUUUUUUUUAUUUUGCAUGUUCAAAACAUAAGGAAUGUUUCUCAGAAAUGCGUUUUACAUUUUCUCUUUUGGAAACCUUUCAUAACAUGCUCAUCAGAAGCCAUUCUUAAGAUGUGUUAAUUACAAAAUAUAAUGUGUAGUUGAAUGUUUUGGGCUCUGAGGUACUGCCUCAAGAGCUGAUGCAUAAGUGAAUUGAUUUACAUUUUAAGUGGAUUAAGUUUAAAUCCAUUUUAAGUAGCAAAUAGUACGCGUAUUGGGUAAUAGAAAUAUGUAUAUUGUAAUUGUUUUCUUUCAAAAACUGACUGCAGGAUCUACUGUUUUUGUCAGUUGCUUGCCUCAGUCUGCUAUGGCCUUGUAAUGAAAGGUGUGAUGCAUAAACUAUAGUCUAUUAGCUUAAUAUUUGGGGGGGUUUUUUGUCAAUAUUUAAUUUACAGCUAUAAUUUAGAUUUUUUGCACAAUUAUUCAGUGUUGGUUUGUACUGUGUCUCCUCCUUAAAGCUUUCAGAAUUCGUUUGAUCAUGUUUUGCAGAUGUUUGUUUUUAAUCUUAAUCGUCAAGGGAAAAGACUCCAUUGGGGAAAAAAUUCUUGCGUCUGACUGCCGGGAAGUUAGACCCAAUUUUAAUAAAGAGCAUGUAGAAUCUUCUCUGCAGCUUAAGAGUAACUGGUCAAUUUUCAUACGCGAGUGUAGGGGUUUUUGUAAUUAUUUUUUAACGCAGUCCAAACUGAAUAAGAAACUGCAAGAAUUUAGCCAUUUUAAAGAUCUGUGCAACUGAUGAUUGAACGCUUCAUAAAACAUAGUGUCUGAUGUGGGAUUUUAUUGUUUUUUUUUUUGGUUUUUUUUUUUAAUUAAAGGCUGUAAGAAUAAUCAAAAUGAUCUUUCA